Messenger RNA from Phalaenopsis equestris, 623 nucleotides. Its product is annotated as serine carboxypeptidase-like 7. Gene Ontology annotation, biological process: secondary metabolic process; proteolysis. NCBI's taxonomy places the organism in Eukaryota, Viridiplantae, Streptophyta, Magnoliopsida, Asparagales, Orchidaceae. Gene Ontology annotation, molecular function: serine-type carboxypeptidase activity; acyltransferase activity, transferring groups other than amino-acyl groups. The record is from RefSeq and is a predicted model, not a curated record.
UGAUGAACCUCCAACGUCAGCUAUGAGGUCUUUGAAGGAGAAUCAAGAAGAGUUCAUCAGCUCACCGUUGUCAUCAGUUCCUGAUAUUUCUUGUAUAACCGCUGCUCUUCUUGCCAAUUACUGGGGGAAUCACCAUCUUGUGAAAGAGGCCCUCCAUGUCAAGGAGGGAACAACUGAACGAUUUCACCGCUGUGAUUUCAAUGUGAAUUCGUAUUAUUACACACGAAGUGUCCCAAGCACUGUACCUUAUCACUAUAGUUUCAUUACUCGAGGAUUUCGAGCUCUAGUUUACAGUGGUGAUCAUGAUCUGAAGAUUCCAAUCUUGGGCACGUUAGAGUGGGUAAAAUCUCUCAAUUUUUUCGUCUUGGAGCCACGGCGAUCGUGGCAUGCUGGCGGGCAAGUUGCAGGAUACACCAUUUUGUUCUCAAACAAUUUAACUUUUGCAACUGUGAAGGGGGGAGGUCAUAUAGCACCAGAUAUAAUGCCAUUUGAAUGUUUUGUUAUGUUUGAAAGAUGGAUUUCUCACCAGAGUCUCUGAUUUCAGUGAAUCAUUUCACUUAUUUUGGGGAGGAGAUAUGAUCUUUUUUUGUUGAUUAAUAAUAGAAAAUUUAUGUAUGAAUCAA